Trifolium pratense (red clover) is the source of this 1180-nucleotide messenger RNA. RefSeq names its product nuclear transcription factor Y subunit C-9. The record is from RefSeq and is a predicted model, not a curated record. Gene Ontology annotation, cellular component: nucleus. Bases 108 to 890 code for a protein of 260 amino acids. Lineage: Eukaryota; Viridiplantae; Streptophyta; Magnoliopsida; Fabales; Fabaceae. The transcript is spliced from 4 exons. Gene Ontology annotation, molecular function: protein heterodimerization activity; DNA binding; DNA-binding transcription activator activity, RNA polymerase II-specific. Gene Ontology annotation, biological process: regulation of DNA-templated transcription.
GUUGUAUUCACACAACAAGCAAAGACACAGCUUUAUUGUAUUUCGCACUUUUGUCUCUGAGAGAGGUUCUUACUGUUUUCGGCAACAAGCUUCAUCUUUGAAGAAGAAUGGAUCAUCAAGGACAUAAUCAGAAUCCGCAAAUGGGGGUUGUCGGUAGUGGAGGUCAAAUGCCGUACGGUUCUAACCCAUAUCAGUCAAACCAAAUGACUGGAGCCCCAGGAUCAGUUGUUACGUCAGUCGGGGGCAUGCAAUCCACCGGUCAACCUGCUGGAGGUCAGAUGGGUCAACAUCAACUUGCUUAUCAGCAUAUUCAUCAGCAGCAACAACAGCAACUUCAGCAACAGCUGCAAGCCUUUUGGGCAAAUCAGUAUCAGGAAAUUGAAAAGGUUACUGAUUUUAAGAACCACAGCCUUCCCUUGGCAAGGAUAAAAAAGAUUAUGAAGGCUGAUGAGGAUGUUAGAAUGAUAUCUGCUGAGGCACCAGUCAUAUUUGCAAGGGCCUGUGAGAUGUUUAUAUUGGAGUUAACUCUGCGUUCUUGGAACCACACUGAAGAGAACAAAAGGAGGACACUUCAGAAGAAUGAUAUUGCUGCUGCAAUCACAAGGACUGAUAUCUUUGAUUUCCUUGUUGACAUUGUUCCCCGGGAGGACCUGAAAGAUGAAGUGCUGGCAUCGAUUCCAAGGGGAACAAUGCCUGUUGGUGGGCCUGCUGAUGCUCUUCCAUACUGCUACAUGCCACCUCAGCAUGCCUCUCAAGUUGGACCUACCGGUGUCAUAAUGGGCAAGCCUGUGAUGGACCCGAAUAUGUAUGCUCAGCAGCCUCAUCCCUACAUGGCACCACAAAUGUGGCCACAGCCUUCAGACCAGCGACCACCAUCUCCAGAUCACUAGACGCUGCUUUGUGGACGUUAAAGAUUGCCGGGAACUGUAAUGUGGUGGGUGUGAAACAUUGAAUCAAGGUCCAAUGGUGCGACCAGAAGCUGGAGCUGAUAGUUUACUUGCAUUGCAAGACUAUUAUGUGUAGAUAUUAAGUCAUUAAAAACUUAUCUUUAUGUUUAAUUAAGUUGGGUUAAAUGUUAAUUUUCAGUGUUUAAUUUUAUUAUUAUGGUCUUCAGAUGAUAUAUAAUAUGUACCAAAAUUUAUCUUAUUUGUGUUGUGCAAAAUUGCAUGCCCUUUGCAUA